AGACGUGUCUUUCAGUUUCAGUCAGAGCAUCCUUCCGUUAUGGCGUCCGUUUGGGCUAAAUCCCUCUCCAACCUGCCGGUCCUGUCUGUUUUCGUCCUCUUGCUGAUAUGUCUGCCACCCGGGGGGGGACAAAAGAAGAAGGAGAACAUGCUGUCAGAGAAGGUUGAACAGAUGAUGGAGUGGUCCUCUCGGCGUUCGGUCGUCCGGAUGAACGGGGACAAAUUCCGUCGCUUCGUCAAGGCCCCACCCAGAAACUACUCCGUCAUCGUCAUGUUCACCGCCCUGCAGCCUCAAAGGCAGUGUUCGGUCUGCAGGCAGGCGAACGAGGAGUAUCAGGUCCUGGCAAACUCGUGGCGUUAUUCAUCGGCAUUUUCCAACAAGCUCUUCUUCACCGUAGUGGACUACGAUGAGGGAGCUGAUGUUUUCCAGCAGUUGAACAUGAACAGCGCUCCAACCUUCAUGCACUUCCCGGCCAAGGGAAAGCCCAAGAGAGCCGAUACGUUUGACCUGCAAAGGAUCGGCUUUGCUUCGGAGCAGCUGGCCAAGUGGAUCGCAGACCGCACAGAUGUUCAGAUCCGUGUCUUCCGCCCUCCUAAUUAUUCAGGCACCAUUGCUUUGGCUCUGCUGGUGUCCCUCGUUGGAGGUCUGUUGUAUCUGAGGAGGAACAACUUGGAAUUCAUAUACAACAAGACUGGAUGGGCUAUGGCUGCACUGUGUGUCGUUUUUGCGAUGACAUCUGGUCAGAUGUGGAAUCACAUCCGAGGUCCUCCCUACGCCCACAAAAAUCCCCAGAAUGGACAAGUGAGUUACAUUCAUGGCAGCAGUCAGGCUCAGUUCGUGGCUGAGUCUCACAUCAUCCUUCUUCUGAAUGCUGCAAUCACCAUGGGGAUGGUGCUGCUAAAUGAGGCUGCCACCUCCAAGGGAGAUGUUGGCAAGAGGAGAAUCAUCUGCCUGGUUGGCCUUGGCCUGGUGGUGUUUUUCUUCAGCUUCCUGCUCUCCAUUUUCCGGUCCAAGUACCAUGGAUACCCCUACAGCUUCCUGAUUAAGUGACAAAAAAGACAGAAGAGGAGGUUCGCGGCUGGAAACGAAGCGAGGCGAGGUUAGAAGAAGUAAACCGGAUACUUGAAGAGAAAGAGGCUCAAUAUUGAGUCUAGAGUGCACGGUGGGGUUUCUUUCUCUGAGUGCUGUUUUUUUCAUCAACUCCUGUCAUGAACUCUGCUAGUUGAAUAGAGAAUAAAUUAUUCCUUCUCACAAUGGAAAAUAAAAGUGUCUGGCAUGUUUCUGUUUUUUUGUCAUUUUUCAACAGUCCCCUUUCGCUGAUUAAAUAUUCCCUGUGGCUAGAAAUACCCGUGACUGCUGUGCUGUGUUAGAUCUGUGUACUGUAUUUCAUUUAUUUAUUCUGACGGCGUUGCAGGGGAAGGGAGAUAGGAUGAUGGUUUACGUGGUGGGAAGUUAGUUUAUUCUGUAGUUAGCGGGAAAAGCUUGGUGUCAAAUCUCUUCCAAUGUCCUUCUCACGCUGUCUAGACGUUGUCUAAUGGUGACGACGUUAAUCAAGCUUUCAGAUAUAAAGAUGCUGAACCCAGCUGGCUCAGUCAGACUCGGUUUCACGGUUCGACCCGUUUUGAAUUGAUAAGUCUAAAAAUAUAAAUGGCUCAAACGUUAAACAGUGGGCCGAUUCAUCCACAUGAGGACUGAAUCCAAUCAGGUAACGCAGGUCUCUGGCUUUUUCUCUCUGAGGAUUCACACCCUUCUUGCCAACCUGGCAUCUUCAAUCUAAUGCAAGAGAGUAGUACAUGAACUGAGUUUAUAGAAGGCCGGCUGCGAGUGCUGUAACUUUCCUUGCUGAAUGUGAGGACCAGAGGUAAUUUUUGAGAAUACGUACAUCUCUAAUUCUCUAAAGCAUUGGAACCAUUUAUGUAACCCUUCCAUGCGUGUGUAGACAGAGAAAUGGUGCCGCACAAAGACCAGUUUUGGCAAAUGUAAUAAAAAUAUUCCCCCUCAGA
Molecule: messenger RNA, 2003 nt
Organism: Gasterosteus aculeatus aculeatus (three-spined stickleback)
Lineage: Eukaryota; Metazoa; Chordata; Actinopteri; Perciformes; Gasterosteidae
Product: dolichyl-diphosphooligosaccharide--protein glycosyltransferase subunit TUSC3
Cellular component (GO): oligosaccharyltransferase complex
Source: RefSeq, a predicted model, not a curated record